Molecule: messenger RNA, 534 nt
Organism: Lolium rigidum
Lineage: Eukaryota; Viridiplantae; Streptophyta; Magnoliopsida; Poales; Poaceae
Exons: 3
Coding region: 53-430 (125 amino acids)
Source: RefSeq, a predicted model, not a curated record
UCCGCCGUCGCUGUAGAAAAAAGAGAGAGCUGCCGAUCCCCUUUUCAGAAGGAUGGCUUCGUCGUUGUUCCUCAGGUCCGCCGCAGGCCGCGUUCUUCGGCGAUCGAUCCCGCAGGGCUCCUUCCCUCGGAACCCUGUCCGGUUCUUCUACGAUGGUGUUGGGAGGAUCGAAUCCAAGGGCCCCAAGACCAGCCUCGACGUGUCAUUAGAACAGUUAAGAGAAAAAAUAAGUGAGGUGCAGAAAGAAACCCGCAGCUUGGUAGAACACGAAGAACUUUUGGAGAAACGGGAGCAACGGCAAAGAGUAUUAUCGUAUUUCUUAGUUCCCACUGCCGCCGCUGCCUGGAUAUUUGGUCCAGACAAGAAGAAGGAAAGCAACGAAGCUAAUCAUCCAUGUUGUGUUUGUGCUAGUACUUCUGUGCAGAGCUGAACUUGAUUUGUGGUGUAAGGGUGCAAAUUGAUCAACCAUCAACUUCUCCAUGCAACAACAGACAGGGACGAAGCUGGAAAUUUUAUCUGAUGGUGUCUGCUCUA